Messenger RNA from Lichtheimia ornata, 1206 nucleotides. RefSeq lists its product as uncharacterized. The transcript has a single exon. Gene Ontology annotation, cellular component: Slx1-Slx4 complex. The record is from RefSeq and is a predicted model, not a curated record. Lineage: Eukaryota; Fungi; Mucoromycota; Mucoromycetes; Mucorales; Lichtheimiaceae. Gene Ontology annotation, biological process: meiotic DNA double-strand break processing; resolution of meiotic recombination intermediates; interstrand cross-link repair. Gene Ontology annotation, molecular function: enzyme binding. Bases 1 to 1206 code for a protein of 401 amino acids.
AUGGACAAUGAGUGGAAACCCAAGUCGACUACCCUCUCGUUAUCGUUAAAGAAACGACGACCCAAAUCAACAACAAAAAAGAACGCAUCACAAUCCUCCUCACAGUCCUCGCAACGGUCAUUGACCUCGUUGUCAUCGAUCCCCUCACCACCAGUUGCACCCCAAUCGCCAAUCGCCCACCGACCACAACCACCACAACCACCAAGUGCUACACAGCAAUCGACCAGUUCCUUGUCAACAGAAUCGAGCCAUUUGCAAGACUAUCAGUGUCCCCUAUGUAAUAAGGACUUGAGUCACUUAAGGUCCAGUUACCUACGACAAAGCCAUGUUGACAAGUGCUUGACUGAAUCCGCAGCAUCCGAAACCAACACACAGCCGACGCCAUCCAGCCAAGAUGAAUUCAUGUAUUGCAUAUUCUGUGGAAAGGAUAUCAGCUCAUAUCAAGGAUUACAAAAAGAUAUUCACUUUGGCAGAUGCUUGGAUCAGCUGGGUGAAAUGGAUACCUCUUCCUCCACAUACGCCGGCAAUACUGUUCCAUUGAUUGACGAGCUUACCACAUGUCCAGUGUGUCAUGAAUCAACGCAUUGUAACCAACGAACAACUACAAAACGCAAACUCCAGCAUAUCAAAACAUGCAUGAGAUCCAAGAAUAUGAGCAUGAAUACCUUGUUGCAGAAGCUGCGUUGGAUACAAUGGGGACAUAAACCUAUUGAGCGCACACCAGCACCACCACCAGCACCACCAUCAACCAUAGCUCCACAACGACCUACCACAAUUCAUGUUACAGAAGUUGCCGAGGGUGAUGAUGACUUUUCCACUCAUGUCAUGUUCCACCGUCAACCCAACGAUCCACGUCAACAACGAAAUCUAGCAGCAGUAGACGCAAUGGAUGAAGACCUACAAUUGGCCCUGGCUAUCAGUCGAUCACAUGCAGAGAUGGAACUCAAUAGCAAUAUACACCAAAGACCUUUGAAUAUCAUCGAUCCCAAUGAAUCUCGUCAAGUGGCCAAAGCCAAGCUGGACACCCUCUCUACACAUACGCCCAAUGCAUUGAUCAAGUAUAAUAUAAAGCCACUCUCCCCCUCCAAAUUACAACAAAGAUCUUCAGAUACCACUCCCUAUUGGGAUCUUGCCACAACAACACAUAAGCAAGAUUGUACAUAUUCAUCAAAGUUUCUAAUAAACUUGCAUCAUCAUCCUUCUUAA